Molecule: messenger RNA, 264 nt
Organism: Melopsittacus undulatus (budgerigar)
Lineage: Eukaryota; Metazoa; Chordata; Aves; Psittaciformes; Psittaculidae
Gene: SPINK4
Product: serine peptidase inhibitor Kazal type 4
Exons: 4
Coding region: 1-264 (87 amino acids)
Molecular function (GO): protein binding; serine-type endopeptidase inhibitor activity
Source: RefSeq, a predicted model, not a curated record
AUGCCCGCGCAGGAGCUGCCGGUGGUGUUGGUGGUGGCAGCAGCACUGGUUGCUCUCAUCGCUGCCAGUGGGGCAGAGGUGAAUGAAGGGAAUGGCCUGAGAAAGCCGGUGUGUAGAGAGACAGUGGAGUUGCAGGCCUGCCCCCUCCUGUACUUGCCUGUCUGUGGGACCGAUGGGAACACAUAUACCAAUGAAUGCCAGCUCUGUGUGCAGAAAAUGAAAACCAGGCAAGACAUCCGGAUUUUGAAAUAUGGGGACUGUUGA